AUGCCACUCACUGCGCCGCCAAGGCGCAAUGGGAACAUUAAGGUCUUCUUGAAUGGCCGCAUCUUUGUUGGCCCCGACUGGCGCAUCAUGACCUUGAGCGUGGUGCUCAUCUCCGUCUGUUCUCUCGUGUUUGUGUUCUUCACCAACGAGGUCAUGCCCGCUCGCGUCACCGUUGGGGUGACGGCGCUGAUUUCAGUGGCGGUGUUGCUUCUGUGCGGGUUGUCGGAUCCAGGUGUCAAGCCGCGGCAGCCGCCCCCACCGCCUGACGCGCCUCCGCACGAGUCGCUCUGGCGUGAGCGCGAGUACGUGGACCAAAACGGGUAUGUUCAUCAAGCCCGGCUAGAGAUGAAAUGGUGUUAUAGCUGUAACAUCUACCGUCCCUAUCGCGGGGCGCACUGCCGCUACUGUGAUCAGUGUGUGGCUCGCCGCGAUCACCACUGCCCGUGGACGGGCACGUGCAUCGGCGCAAAGAACUACCGGUCCUACUUUGCACUCGUCUGGGUGCUCUCUGUGAUGUUAUUUACGGCCCUCUGCGGCGGCAUUCAGAGUUUUGUGCAGCGCAUCGUCCGACACAGCAAGGCAACAUCCGUCAUCGAGGACAGCCCCAGCGCGUUCACCGCCGCCCUCACCGACACGUACGGCCUGGAGCUCAUCUUAAUUGUGCUUUCUUUCGUCUUCGGCUUGCUGGUGUGGUCGCUGGCAGUCUACCACACCUACCUCAUCUCGCGAAACCUCACCUCCGGCGACGCAGCAAAGGACCUGGAGGAGAACGUGUUUACGCACGGCAGUGUGCUCGCAAACGUGUGGGCUGCGCUGACCGGCUGGCGUGAGGAGGAGAUGACGUGCAGAGACGCACGCACUGAGGUGGUGAUCGAGGUGGGUGGCUGCGACGACGUGGGCGAUGCACCUUCGCCUUCCACCACGGCCCACGCUGCAUCGUCACAUGCGACUGAUUGCGACGGCGGCGAUGCCUCACACCCAUGA
This is a messenger RNA of Leishmania mexicana MHOM/GT/2001/U1103, 984 nucleotides long. RefSeq lists its product as hypothetical. Gene Ontology annotation, cellular component: endoplasmic reticulum; Golgi apparatus. Gene Ontology annotation, molecular function: protein-cysteine S-palmitoyltransferase activity. Lineage: Eukaryota; Euglenozoa; Kinetoplastea; Trypanosomatida; Trypanosomatidae. The coding region runs from base 1 to 984 and encodes 327 amino acids. The record is from RefSeq and is a predicted model, not a curated record. The transcript has a single exon. Gene Ontology annotation, biological process: protein targeting to membrane; peptidyl-L-cysteine S-palmitoylation.